Molecule: messenger RNA, 882 nt
Organism: Seminavis robusta
Lineage: Eukaryota; Bacillariophyta; Bacillariophyceae; Naviculales; Naviculaceae
Source: the annotation of a GenBank genome assembly
AUGAUGCGACCUGCUGACUCCAGCAGCGAUCUAAGAGGGCCUUUCUUGAGCGAGAAUAAUAGUGAUGCGCCGUCAGUCCCUCACUAUUCUCCCUUGGGUUUAGAUGACUCUCCCGUCAUCGUCCUCAUCAAGACCACCGAUAAUACCGACGACAUGGAAGAUGGGACUUCCCAAACGAGCAGUACUACUACUGAGACAAGAAAUCAGCAGAUAUUGUUGGAGGUUCUCAAGUUUGUGCACGUGUGGACACGACGAGGGCAGUGCACGGUUCUUCCUCCUGUGUUGGUGUUGGCCACGUUGCUGGCACCAGGUCCCGCCUUCACAAACUUCGUAUGGCUGGUUGCCAUACUAGCAAAUCUUAUUGUGUUGUGGGUAGCUGUGGUGGUUCUUCCUAUUGGGGAUUACCCUGAUGUCCGAAUGAUAGAUUUGGCACCGACGGCGGCCCUCUUCGGCGCCUAUUUUGCCGUGGCAAAUUCAGGGUGGCACGACUACUACGACAUCACAGUGUGGAUCAUGAUGGCGUAUAUGUUUGGCAGUCUUAUUUGGAUGCAACUCACCAUGUGCGCAAAACGGUUUUGUCUUAUAAAACAACAAGAGCAGGCUGACUUGGAGGCACGCCACCAAGGAGAAGAAGCGCGAGAAGCACGGCUAGAACGACAGAUCGCCAAACUUGGUCGACCAGAACCGUCGCAGACAAAUCCGGGUCGGAGGGGUGAGUGCCUGUUUCCAGCAAUACUUGGUUUCCUCUUUCUGUGGUCUGUGAUAUUCCUCUUCUUUGUCGACAUGAACUGUUUCGUGCGUUUGUUGCAAGUGCACUGCACCCCCGGAAAGGGGAGGCUCCUGGAAUAUUUAUAUGUGGGUGGCUCAAUGAAUAUGGAUUAG